UCAUAGUUUACCUUACUCUGUUUCCAACUAAAGCUCCUCUGCCUUUCAGUUCUUCCAACAACUCUUAAAACUCUCUUUGAUGAUGGAACUCGAAGCAACCCAUUUUCCCUUCUAUCCACCAAUCCAUGAAACCAAUCACUACCAUCUACAAUGCACCUUAGAAGAAGUCCUUUUUUCUUUCCAAACGGAAGAUCUCGAAGAACCAGUUCUUUCCGAUAGCUCGAGCGGAUGGGAGAUCAACAGACUGCUGGAGAUCGAGUCCGAUCUCUUCAUGGACUUGAGCACCAGCUCCUCUCCCGUCUUCGGUCUCGACUCCGCCGAAUUAACUCCACUGACGGAGGAAGAUGAGGAGAUGGUCACAAUUGGCGACGGAGAAACAACAGAAGCAGUCACCGAAGCAGAGUUCGUCGUUAAAAAGGGAUUGGAUUCUCCAUUGAUGGAAGAAUACGAGGAGAAGAGGCUGCCAAGCCUGCUAUUGAUGGGAGCUGAAGCCAUCGAAGCAGAGAACUUUCCGCUCUGUUCCUCAGUUAUCUCCGAGCUGACUCAGCUUGGAAGUAUCGUCGCCAAAACCGGCGACGCCUCUCCUUCGUCGUUAGAAAGGCUGGCCUGGUUCUUCACUCAGGGGUUGCGUCACAAAGCCCAAAUGACUACUUUUAGCAACGAAAUUUUGCGACAGUUCCAACAACAGCCGCCAGAGCCUCCAACUUACUCUGUUUCAUCCCCUGCUUUCCACAUUCUCCAGGAGCUCUCUCCAUACAUGAAAUUCGGCCACUUCACAGCCAACCAAGCAAUUCUAGAAGCCACGUCGGACAAUCGAAACAUCCAUGUCAUCGAUUUCGACAUCAACGAAGGUCUCCAGUGGCCCCCACUAAUGGCUGAUUUAGCAGCAGGAGGAAGCUCCCCUGCCUCCCUGAGACUCACGACAUUGAUCUUGAAGAACCACAAUGGCACUAAUUUGGCCAUGGUGAAUCAAACGGGAAGGUUGCUGACGGAGUACGCCAAAUCGAUCAACUUAUCGUUCGAAUUCGAGGCGGUAGAGAUGGAGAACGAGGUCGAUUUGGAUCCCAUUCGAGUCGAUGAGAGCCAAGUUCUCGUAGCGAACUGCAUGAUCCACCAGCUCCAUACUCCAAACAGAAGCUUCCCAUUGCUGAAAACUUUCCUCUCCGGGGUAACGAAUCGACUUUCGCCGAAACUAGUGGUGUUGGUGGAGGAAGAGGUGUACAACUUCGAGAAAAUCCCAUCAAUGUCGUUCGUGGAGUUCUUCUGUGAGGCUAUCCACCAUUACACUGCGCUAUCUGAGGCGUUGUCCGCGGAUGGGAUCGGUGGGAUGGGGUUGGAGAUGAUGGAGAAGGAAGUUUUGGGAGUGAGGAUAGUGAAUAGCUUGAGGGAGUUUCCUUGUGGGGCAAGUGAGAAGUUGGAAUGGGGGAAUGGGUUUGAGUCUUUGCAAAGACUGUUCAAGGCAAGAGCUUUUAGUCACUAUAAUGUGUCUCAAGCUAACUACUUGGUGAGCUUGUUUAGUGGUGGCUAUUGGGUUCAACAUGAGAGGAAUCGGUUGGCAUUGUGUUGGAAGUCUAGGCCUUUGGUGACGGCUUCGAUUUGGUUGCCAAAGUGUGGAAGGAAGAGAAAGAAGUAGGCAUUCUAGUCCGAAUUGUUAAGGGUGUCAUUAGGACUCUUUUACGAUGUUUCUGUAGGAGUGGAGGCGUUCUUUUUUCGUAGCAUUAGGUUUGUGCGGAGAUUAGAGUGUUUAUUAAGAGUAGAGAAGACUUCUAUUUCAUUGUACAUAUUAUGAAUAUGAUGUUAUCUGGGGUGUACUUUAAGUCUAAUAUUGAUGAUCAUAUGAAAUAGUUGAUAGUCAAUAUGUUUAUGUAGUGAUAAGUGAUGGUUCGAUUUACUGAACAGUUAGAGUAUUUAUCUAGACAAGGAUGUAAAAAAGGAAAGAAGGAAGGGGAAUUUGAGCUAGUAAUUCGUUUGUAAAUACUAUGAAAAUGAUGUUACUUAUAAUGCACAGUAAGUUGCACCGAUGUUACACGAAAAUGACAAUGACAAGUAGUCGGUAUACUAAUUUCAUUUAUGAACACGAAGAUUUUAAGACAAGAGAUUUUAUCAUUCAAAAUUUAAGUAUUUCCUUCUUGGACGUUCCUAAAAUUAAGUAACUCAACAUUUUUUUUUACACAAAGGGAUGGAUAGAAUCAUAGAGUACUCAUAUAAAAAAGACUAAUCCCCACCUAAACUAUCACGAAACCCUUAGAUAAUAGUGUUUAUACCAACUAACUAACUACAUAAAUUAAUCUAUUCUAACCCAAAUUGGAGGUGCGACAUCUAGGCAAAUAAAAAGUGUCUUGAUGAUGAGUAUGUUUUGGCGACCAAAUAGAGUGCUUAAUAGUUCUAUAAUAAUGUCUUAAUCGUCAUGAUAGUGAGGUUGUUAAUAAGAGCCUCCAUCUAAUCACCUAUAAGAAGCAAUAUAAUGUUUCUAAGUAUUAUGAGUAUGAUGUUGUUUUCAUGAUGCAAUAGUGGUGCCGUUGACCAUUGUUUAAAUGAGAGGCUUCUAUUAGCACCCAAUUUGGCUCUCCUUUUGGCUUCAUAUAUGACGUGAGAGACAGUUUUUCUUGUCUGCGAUUGAAUAAAGCAAGUUGAAAUAUUUCUUUUAAUAACCCCGACUACAAACGCAUACGUUCGAGAUUACUCUGAUCUCGUGUAUAAUUUUAAUGAUUGUUCGAUCAUCCUAUAUGGUGAUAACAGUCUUCCAUGAAGAAUCAUGAUCCAUUUCAACUGAUUGCUGCAAGGAGAAAACUAAUUAGAUUGCUCAUUCAAUUAUGCAUACAUGAUCUUCUUUCUUUCUAACUGAAUUCAUAUUCUUGAUCUUCUCUCGCGGUCGCGUAUUAAUGACAUAAAUAUGUUAUUUCCCA
Molecule: messenger RNA, 2906 nt
Organism: Linum trigynum
Lineage: Eukaryota; Viridiplantae; Streptophyta; Magnoliopsida; Malpighiales; Linaceae
Source: the annotation of a GenBank genome assembly